GAGGAUUCACACAUACCUGGCAACACCGCCGGUCGCUUUGUUAACGCCUCACUGAGCCAAGAUGGCAGAGUACGAAGAGCUCAGCGAUGAAGCGAAGGUCCGCAUUGUAGCUAAUUUUGUGAUGCAUGCUCCUCCAGGAGAGUUCAAUGAAGUCGUCAGUGAUGUGCGUAAACUGCUCAACAAUGAUAAUCUUCUCAGAGUGGGGGCGGCUCAUGCCUUUGCCCAGUACCACAUGGACCAGUUCACUGUUGCCGAAAUUGAUGGAUACGAUGAUCAGGUCCUGAUAACAGAGCAUGGAGACCUGGGCAAUGGCCGCUUCUUUGACCCUCACAACAAAAUCUCCUUCAAGUUUGACCACCUGAGAAACGAAGCCAGUGACCCCCAACCCUAUGAGGGCGAGGCAGCCCUCAGGUCAUGGAGAGACGCCUGUGAUUCUGCCCUGAGGACCUACGUCAAGGAGCACUACCCCACUGGAGUUUGCACCGUUUAUGGGAAAACAAUUGAUGGCCAGCAGACCAUUAUCGCUUGUAUCGAGGGUCAUCAAUUUGAAGCUAAAAACUUCUGGAACGGUCGCUACCGGUCUGAAUGGAAGUUCAAUAUCUCUCAAUCUAAAGCAAACUUGGUAGGAGUCAUCAAAAUACAGGUACAUUAUUAUGAAAACGGAAAUGUGCAGCUUGUCAGCCAUAAAGAUGUAAAUCAAGAACUGAAUGUGUCUAACGAAAUCCAGACUGCAAAGAGGCUCGUGACCAUGAUUCACGAGGCAGAGAAUGAAUACCAGUUUGCCAUAUGUGAGAACUACCAGACCAUGUUGGACACCACGUUCAAAGCCUUACGCAGGCAACUCCCGGUCACCCGCACCAAGAUUGACUGGAACAAGAUCCUCAGCUACAAGAUUGGCAAGGAGAUGCAGAAUGCUUAGAGGACAGAGGCUGUCGGGGUCACGACAAACAGAUCGAAGAGAAGCCGAUGCUCGUGCAAACCUGUGUGAUGCAACAUAACGUACUGUAUGUCCCUCUAGAAGAGACGUUUGUUUGGGGUUGACAGCUUCAGUAAUGCACUACGAGGGGAUGCCUUCAUUUUAAACUGACAUUGAGUGGUGCAUCUGUCACUCAUUUGCAAACAGGUUAUUUUUGAACAAAUAACGCCUUCAGUGACACUGUGAAAGUUAAAGUCAUUCCCUGCUACUCGAAUUCUCAGAGUCACAUGUUAAACACACCUAGUUUCUCAUCCCUCUGUGCUUCAAUUGACACACAUUCUCCCAAAACCCCUUGACUUUCAUGUAGCAACUCACUUUCGUUAAUGUAACGUAACUGAAUGAGCUUCCAAUACCUCUAUAGUUUUUUAUUAACAGACGGCAAAUAAUGUAUGCAAUUUGAUAUGCUAACUGACUGGAGAGACACUUGACAACAACUAAUGCAAUUUAUUUUUCAGUCUGAAGAUCCCAUCUGUUUAUAUUAAUGCGUCCCUCUGGGUGUAGGGUUGUAGCCAGCCGAUAUGCCAAAGCGUAUAUUUUUCUUUUCCCAUUCACAGACUGUGUUUUGUUUUCCUUUUUCUUUCACUUCUCUCUAUUGCAGAGAGAUAUUUUUGGUGAUAAUCCCUCUAUACUCCCCUGGACUGAUAAAGUAUUGGUGUCUUCCUGCCAGCUGUUUGCCUUUAGCUUUUGCUAUAUUUUUUUUAGACAAACUGUAAGUAUUAUUAUUAUUAUUAAUGAAAUAAAUAUAUGAUCUACAAGCGA
Chelmon rostratus (copperband butterflyfish) is the source of this 1735-nucleotide messenger RNA. It is a transcript of the gene capza1a, whose product is annotated as capping actin protein of muscle Z-line subunit alpha 1a. Gene Ontology annotation, biological process: barbed-end actin filament capping; actin cytoskeleton organization. NCBI's taxonomy places the organism in Eukaryota, Metazoa, Chordata, Actinopteri, Chaetodontiformes, Chaetodontidae. The transcript is spliced from 10 exons. Gene Ontology annotation, molecular function: actin filament binding. Gene Ontology annotation, cellular component: actin cortical patch; F-actin capping protein complex. Bases 62 to 919 code for a protein of 285 amino acids. The record is from RefSeq and is a predicted model, not a curated record.